Messenger RNA from Triticum dicoccoides, 1058 nucleotides. RefSeq lists its product as uncharacterized. The transcript has 3 exons. Bases 159 to 875 code for a protein of 238 amino acids. The record is from RefSeq and is a predicted model, not a curated record. NCBI's taxonomy places the organism in Eukaryota, Viridiplantae, Streptophyta, Magnoliopsida, Poales, Poaceae.
CCCAACCAACGCAGCCGCAAAACCCUCGCUGAAUCGUCGCUCUGAUCGCUCGCCAAAUCUCCUCUCCGAUCGCCGGCGGGCGGCACCGGCGGGGACCGAAGGCAACACUGCUGCAGGACCAGAUAGUCGAGAAGAAACAUAGGGAACUAAUCAAUAGCAUGGCCACCACCAACCAGUUAUCCAUGAAGCUCCUGAUCGACACCAAGUCUCAGAAGGUGUGCUUUGCCGAGGCCGGCAGCGACGUCGUGGAGUUCCUCUCCGGCCUCCUCUCCCUGCCGCUGGGCACCGUGACCACCCUGCUCACCAAAGAGCGCAUGGUGGGCAGCAUCGGCAAUGUGGUCGGCAGCAUGGAGAAGCUGGACGCAAACUACAAGAGCAAGGAGCUGCGCCUCAGCCCGGAAGUCGGCCCCACCACGCUCUCCUGCCUGCAGCAGCUGCUGAGCGCGCAGCUCACCAACGGCAACGGCAGCCUCUUCACACGCCGUAACACUAGAAACUCAUACAAUGAGCAUAGCAGUGAAUACAUGGCCGCGACGCCCGCCACCGCCAGAGCCAACGGGAACGUGGCUCCCGCCGCAGCAGCCACAACCACGGUGCUGCCUGCGUCCACAUCAUACACGGUUGGGGACGACCUCUCGGUGACGCCGGCGUCUUUUUUCACGACGAUCCCGAUGCUGGGCAUCACGAGGUUCGCGCAGUGCGGUGUCAAGGACUUCAGCGUGAUGCAGGAGAAGACAGUGAAGAUCGGCAAGGAAGAGGCGCUGGGGAUACUCGCUGCUUCCCUCAAGUCCAAGACCGUUCUGACGGACGUCUUCCUGCCCAAGAAGAAUGCUCGCUGCAAGAGGGAACCUCCUGAGGAAGUCAUUCAGUUAUGAACGAGUCCACAAACUUAUUGAAAGUGUUACGAGAGAAAGGAGAUAGAUUUCCAUAUAUGACUUGGUACUGUUAUUAGUAGUACUUGCUUGUUUAGCCGUGAUAAAUUAAUGAGAAGACAUCUUGCUUCUUCGGUUUCUGCUGUCAUUCUGCAAAGUGAAUAUGAAUACAGGGACUUGCGAUAA